AUGAGCGAAGAACUCAAGAAAGAGGCAGCUAUUAUUAACCCAGCAGAUACCCUCAAAGAGUUGGAAGCGAAGCAAGCUGAGCUAAAAAAAUUUCUGGCUAAUAUGGAGAACACCAAUAAGCCAGUUGAGAAGGAUUCUCAGGAGUAUCAUCUACAACGUCUUCUGAAUGAAAAUUAUGUAAAUCCAUACGAUGUCCUUGAAAUAGCACUGGAAGCAAAUGAAGUGGAGAUUAAGAAAAGAUUCAGAGACCUUUCAAGAAAACUUCAUCCAGAUAAAUGCAAACACGAGAGGGCAGCAGAUGCUUUCAGUGAGGUCGAGAAAGCUUACAAAAUUCUCAUGGAUCCUGACAAGAAGAGACUCUACCAAAGAAUCAUGAGAGAAGCCCGUGAAAGAGUCGAAAUCGAAAGAGAUAGAGAGAAUAAGAAGAGAAGAAAAGAAGGCAAGGCUCCAUUACCAGAUGAUACUUUCAAUAUUGAUGUGCAAGCAAUGUGCCAAAAAUUAUUUGAUCAGAUCGAAGACAAUCAAAGAUACUUUGAAAGAGUAGAAACCAUCAAAAGAAGAAGGAUGCACAAAGACAUGGAGAAAAGGAAGAUAGCAAGAGAAGUUGAAAAAGAAGUUGAAAGAGAGUGGGAAGAUGGCAGAGAUAAAAGAGCCAAAGAUUGGAGAAAUUUCACUGGAAAAGCCAAAGGCAGUAAGAAGAGAGUCAAAUUAGGCCUCAAAAUUCCUAAAACUAGGAUGGAGAAAAGGCCAAAGUCUGCUAAAGGUGGUGAAGGAUAUUCUAUGGGAGUUGAUGAGGGCUAUAAGAGAGAAUGGAAGUAAAGAUAGU
Moneuplotes crassus is the source of this 826-nucleotide messenger RNA. The record is from the annotation of a GenBank genome assembly. Lineage: Eukaryota; Ciliophora; Spirotrichea; Euplotida; Euplotidae.